UCCUGCCUCGCCGCCCCGCGCCGCGCCGCGCUCUCCGCGCUCCCCCAAAGUGGCUGCCGGCCGGACGCCCACUUUCGGGGUUCGGGGGACACAAAGUGAUGAGCGCCUUCUAAAGCCUCGCCGAGCAGCCGCCGGAGCAGCUCCGCCUCUCACUCCUCGUCUUGACCCUGCCCUCAACCCUCCCCAAAGCCACUUAGGGUCCGCGCGCUUGGGGAAGGGGGUGUCGCCGGCUGUCUGGGAUGGCUUCCAAUUUUAAUGACAUAGUGAAGCAAGGGUACGUGAGGAUCCGGAGCAGACGCCUAGGGAUUUAUCAAAGAUGCUGGUUAGUAUUCAAGAAAGCUUCAAGCAAAGGCCCCAAAAGACUGGAGAAAUUUUCUGAUGAACGUGCUGCAUAUUUUAGGUGUUAUCAUAAGUGAACAGAGGGAUGAUUGUUCCUGCUUCACUGAAGUCGUAGGGUUGACCAUGUAUCAGGUGACAGAACUCAACAACGUGAAGAACGUAGCUCGAUUGCCAAAGAGUACUAAGAAACACGCCAUAGGGAUUUAUUUCAAUGAUGAUACCUCCAAGACCUUUGCUUGUGAAUCAGAUCUUGAGGCUGAUGAAUGGUGCAAAGUACUCCAGAUGGAGUGUGUAGGGACACGGAUCAAUGACAUUAGCCUUGGAGAGCCUGACUUACUGGCUACCGGGGUUGAGAGAGAACAGAGUGAGAGAUUCAAUGUGUAUUUGAUGCCAUCUCCUAACUUAGAUGUACAUGGCGAAUGUGCCUUGCAGAUUACAUAUGAGUAUAUCUGUCUUUGGGACAUCCAGAAUCCCAGAGUCAAACUCAUCUCUUGGCCGCUAAGCGCCCUGCGGCGAUAUGGACGUGAUACCACGUGGUUCACUUUUGAGGCAGGGAGGAUGUGUGAGACUGGUGAAGGGCUGUUUAUCUUUCAAACGCGAGAUGGGGAGGCCAUCUAUCAGAAAGUCCACUCUGCUGCCUUGGCCAUAGCCGAGCAGCAUGAGCGCUUGCUACAGAGCGUGAAAAAUUCAAUGCUCCAGAUGAAGAUGAGUGAGCGGGCUGCCUCGCUGAGCACUAUGGUGCCGCUACCGCGCAGCGCCUACUGGCAGCACAUCACGCGGCAGCACAGCACGGGCCAGCUCUACCGUCUGCAAGAUGUUGCCAGCCCUCUGAAGCUUCAUCGAACAGAGACUUUUCCUGCCUACCGAUCUGAGCACUGACAGGAACUGCCAGGAGUUGUUAACGACUUGUGAUGUGCCAGCCACAGAUCUACCCUGGAGGUCACAGAAUGACAGCAAGGGAGACGAGGACAAAGAGAAAGAGCUUAAAGUCCUGCUAAUUGUGUGGUCAUUGGGGAAUUCUGCAAUACAACAUUUUUCUUCUCUUUUUCUUUUUUUUUCUUUUUAAUUUUUAGCAUAAUUGAAACAGGCUGGAUAGAUAUAGACUUUUUGUUCCCUCUUUUACAGUUGGACAGAAAGGAAUCAAUGCCACAGAAUGAUUUUCUAUUGUAGAUACCAUGUCCCUUGCACUUCUCUGAAUCUGUCCGUUUGUGGAUUCUUGUGAUUUUCCUUCUGAGUGUUUCAAUUGUAUGGCGGUCAGUAUUGACAAUAAAAUGGCUCUUAAUUAUU
Messenger RNA from Cynocephalus volans (Philippine flying lemur), 1626 nucleotides. RefSeq names its product docking protein 5 (gene DOK5). The record is from RefSeq and is a predicted model, not a curated record. Gene Ontology annotation, cellular component: cytoplasm. Bases 379 to 1218 code for a protein of 279 amino acids. Gene Ontology annotation, biological process: Ras protein signal transduction; cell surface receptor protein tyrosine kinase signaling pathway; positive regulation of MAPK cascade. Lineage: Eukaryota; Metazoa; Chordata; Mammalia; Dermoptera; Cynocephalidae. The transcript is spliced from 9 exons.